AUGAAAAUGACCCAGGUUGCCUAUAAAUGGGAUUGUGGUCUGUGUCUCUGCACCGCUCAUUUGUGCCAGUCUCAGCUUCGGCCAAAGGACUCGACGAAGGUUGAUUGCGACCACGGUCAAUGUAUCAUCUUUCGUCCAUGUACCGGACUAUGUUACUGUACGAAGAAUAUCCUGGCCCAUCAACGACGCCGAACAUUCACCCCGAUAGCAACCGGCUUGUGCAACCAAUACGAAGUCGUCUGCAUUUCUUCAUCGCUCAACAGCUCGAAGACGUGA
This is a messenger RNA of Aspergillus calidoustus, 276 nucleotides long. NCBI's taxonomy places the organism in Eukaryota, Fungi, Ascomycota, Eurotiomycetes, Eurotiales, Aspergillaceae. The record is from the annotation of a GenBank genome assembly.